CCCGUGUAAAGCCCCUAGGCAUCAGUAGCUGUUUGAAGCUUCAGCUGAGCAGCAGCAGCAUCAUCAUCAUCACCACCGUCGUCAGUAGCCAAGUGUAUUUUUCCUAGCGAUUUGCAUUGCGCGAUCUGUUCCUGGCCAGUUUAAUUAGUUGCAGAGCGAGCUGAGCUUCACGAGCUUUUGAGAGACCCCUGCUGCGUGCCAUGGCUUCCCACCAGGACAAGGCUAGCUACCAGGCCGGCGAGACCAAGGCUCGCACCGAGGAGAAGACUGGGCAGGCGAUGGGGGCGACCAAGGACACGGCGCAGCACGCCAAGGAGACCACCAAGCAGAAGGCGUCCGACUCCGACACCGGCAGCUACCUUGGCCAGAAGACCGAGGAGGCCAAGCACAAGGCCGGCCAGACCACGGAGUCCACCAAGCAGAAGGCCGGCCAGACCACGGAGGCCGCCAAGCAGAAGGCCGCCGAGACCACGGAGGCGACCAAGCAGAAGGCCGGCGAGACGACGGAGGCGACCAAGCAGAAGACCGCCGAGACGACGGAGGCCACCAAGCAGAAGGCCGCCGAGGCCAUGGAAGCCACCAAGCAGAAGGCCGCCGAGGCCGGGCAGUACGCCAAGGAGACCGUCGUCUCCGGCAAGGACAAGUCCGCCGGCGUCAUCCAGCAGGCCACCGAGCAGGUGAAGAGCGCGGCGGCCGGCGCCAAGGACGCGGUGAUGAACACGCUGGGGAUGGGCGGGGACAACAACAGCAAGCAGAGCGACACAAACACCGACAGCAGCAAGGACUCCUCCACCAUCACCAGAGAUCACUAGACACAUGCACACGCACUUCGUCCUGUACCAUGAUCCCGUUUGCUUGUUCAGGAGUCCAGUAUGUAUGCAUGUUUUCAGUGUCAUGAUUUUCGUUCUACGGAUUUGGUGCUGUAAGUUUAAUUCGCCGUUGCUGUGGUUCUUGGGUCAUGAAGAGUGUCUGUAAACGAGUCGCGUGGAAGUGUUCUUUGUUAUAAUAAAGUUGGUAAAGCCUAAUAUAUAGCAUGUAGCUUGUGGCCUAUA
Sorghum bicolor (sorghum) is the source of this 1052-nucleotide messenger RNA. RefSeq names its product late embryogenesis abundant protein, group 3-like. NCBI's taxonomy places the organism in Eukaryota, Viridiplantae, Streptophyta, Magnoliopsida, Poales, Poaceae. The coding region runs from base 201 to 812 and encodes 203 amino acids. The record is from RefSeq and is a predicted model, not a curated record. The transcript is spliced from 3 exons.